Messenger RNA from Leptinotarsa decemlineata (Colorado potato beetle), 2508 nucleotides. RefSeq names its product carnitine O-palmitoyltransferase whd (gene whd). Gene Ontology annotation, biological process: fatty acid metabolic process; carnitine metabolic process. Gene Ontology annotation, cellular component: mitochondrion. Lineage: Eukaryota; Metazoa; Arthropoda; Insecta; Coleoptera; Chrysomelidae. The record is from RefSeq and is a predicted model, not a curated record. Gene Ontology annotation, molecular function: carnitine O-palmitoyltransferase activity.
UUAAAUGAAUUCUCAUCAACUAUUGGUGUUCACGAAAUUCAGGACAAAACUUGUAAUAAUACUCAAUAUUUUUCUUUGCAGAAUAGUAUACAUAAUGGUGUUUAUCCGGGACACUAUAGAUAUCUUUGGAUAUUGAUGGGACUUAUUACUGCCUUUCAUUGGAAGGGAUAUGUGUUACCUUUCAAUAUUGUGAAUAAAAUAUUAGAUUUCUUUCCUAGCUCUACAACGUCGUGGCAACUCGCAGCAUGCUUCCUAACGUCUUUAAUAUAUUGGUUGACUGCAAUUUACAUCCUCCGUUACAUUUUGAAACUACUGUUUAUGUACAAAGGUUGGAUGUAUGAAUCAAGGGCCAGGGGAAGUAAACCAUCCCUUCAAACGCAGAUUUGGUUGGCUCUCGUAAAAUUAUUCAGUGGUUGGAAUUCUCCUAGAUUGUAUAGUUAUCAAGGUUCAUUGCCUAGAUUGCCCCUUCCAUCUGUUCAUGAUACUAUGACGAGAUAUUUACGUAGCGUAAAACCACUUCUUGAUGAAGAGAAAUACGACAAAAUGGAAAAAUUAGCAGACGAAUUCGAAAAUGGCAUAGCAAGCAAAUUGCAGCGUUACCUCAUUUUAAAAUCGUGGUGGUCAACUAAUUACGUUUCUGAUUGGUGGGAAGAGUAUGUAUAUCUUCGAGGAAGAUCCCCUAUCAUGAUUAAUUCAAAUUUCUAUGGUAUCGACGCACUAUUACUCAACCAUACUCAGAGUCAGGCUGCAAGAGCUGCAUCAACAAUUUAUUCCUUGCUGGUAUUCAGACGAUUAGUAGAAAGGCAGGAACUGGAACCAAUUUUAGUUCAAGGACUUGUUCCUCUGUGUUCGUGGCAGUACGAAAGAAUUUUCAAUACAACAAGAAUACCUGGUAGAGAGACCGACAAAAUAAUCCACUGGAUGGACUCCAACCACGUAGUAGUAUAUCACAAAGGAAGAUACUUCAAGGUUGUUAUUUACAAAGGAAGAAUUCUGAAACCUUGUGAAAUACAAGUACAAAUGCAACAAAUUCUAGAUGACCAAUCAGAACCUUUGCCAGGAGAAGAAAAGUUAGCUGCCUUAACAGCUGGCGAAAGGACGCAUUGGAACAUUGUGAGAUCGAAAAUGUUCAACAAGGGUGUUAAUAGAACGUCCUUGGAUAUCAUUGAAAAAGCUGCAUUUGCAGUUACUUUAGAUGAUUUCCCUUAUGAAUUUGACAUGAAUGAACCUUCGAAAUUAGAUAAAUAUGGAAGAUAUUUGUUACACGGUAAAGGAUAUGACAGGUGGUUCGAUAAAUCAUUCAAUUUAUGUAUAGGAAGUAACGGCCGAAUCGGUUUCAAUGCAGAACACUCAUGGGCAGAUGCAGCUGUGAUGUCUCACGUGUGGGAGUGGGUGUUGACAUCUGAAUCCUGGGAAGUCCGAUUUGAUGAGAAGGGAAAUACUACUGGCGAACCAGAAAUUUCUCCUCCAGUACCUUCCCGUCUCAACUGGGAACUCAAAUCUGAUGCGCAAGAAGCCAUUGAAAAAUCUCUCAAAUUAGCUAACGAGCUCAUCGACGACAUUGAUCUUCGUAUACUUGUUCAUGACCAUUACGGAAAAGGGUUUAUGAAGACUUGCAAAGUUAGUCCCGAUGCUUAUAUCCAAAUGGCCCUUCAGUUAGCUUACUAUAGGGACGCAGGCAAAUUUUGUUUGACAUAUGAGGCCACCAUGACGAGACUGUACAGGGAGGGCCGCACGGAAACACUACGUCCACUUUCACUUGAAUCUGCAGCGUGGGUCAAGGCUAUGGAAGAUGGAAAAACUUCAACUGAAGAAAAAAUCAGAUUACUCGGAGUAGCUUGUCGAAAACAUCAGGCUGGAUAUCAAGAUGCAAUGUGUGGCAAAGGUAUAGAUAGACACCUCUUCUGCCUUUAUGUUGUUUCCAAAUAUUUGGAAGUUGACUCUCCUUUCCUCAAAGAGGUUCUAAGCGAACCUUGGAGACUCUCCACUUCUCAGACACCACACGGACAAACUACUCGGUUUGACUUGAAGAAACAUCCCAACUGCAUUUCUGCUGGUGGUGGAUUUGGUCCAGUGGCUGAUGAUGGUUACGGUGUCUCUUACAUAAUUGCUGGUGAAGAUUUGCUGUUUUUCCAUGUAUCCAAUAAGAAGAGCUGUCCAACUACGGAUUGCCACAAAUUCGCCAAAAAGAUAGAGGAGGCUCUAUCUGACAUGAAGCAAAUGUUUCUGGAUUACAGAUCUCAGAAAGAGAAAUGAUAAAUUCAAUGCACGGGUUUAUUUUGUGGUCCACUAAGGCAAAUGACUAUAUCAAGAUAAACCUUAUUUUUUUAGUUUAGGAGUACCAUUUAAUAGUUGAUUGUUAUGCAAGAAUCAAUGCAAAUAUAUGUAUCUAGUAUUAUUUCUCUAAACAUUGUUGAAAAUCUGUUGUUAACGGUAUUUUAGGGUUUUUUUUGUACUUGUUGUACUUUAUUUUUUGUCCAAUAAACAAAUGUCCCAGGAAAAGUUGAA